AUGCUGAAGGCCGGACACCCGAUCUUCUCGUUCGAGUUCUUCCCGCCCAAGACGGACGUCGGCGAGAAGCGCUUGUGGGAAGCGCUGCAGGACCUGCGAGACUUGAGGCCGGCUUACGUGUCGGUGACCUACGGCGCGGGUGGAAGCACCCGAUCGAAGACGGUGGAACUAACCAGCCGCAUCAAGCGCGAGCUGUCGAUCGAAACGAUGGCCCACCUCACGUGCGUCGGUGCUACGCGCGAAGAGAUCGGUGAGGUCCUUGGUGAACUCAAGGAAGGCGGCGUCGAAAACAUCAUUGCGUUGCGUGGUGAUCCGCCCAAAGGCCAAGAGCGGUUCGAGGUCACGAGCGGAGGUUUUGCGUACGCGAGCGAACUCACGGGUUUCGUUCGCGAAGGCCACGACUUCUGCUUAGCGGGAGCGUGUUAUCCGGAGUCACAUCCCGAAGCUCCGUCGGCGUACCAAGAUCUCCAUAAUUUGAAGCUAAAGGUUGAUGCGGGCGUCCAAUUCCUCAUCACGCAGUUGUUCUUCGACAACCGGUUCUAUUUCGACUUCGUCGAUCGCGCACGAGCGGUUGGGAUCAACAUUCCGAUCAUCCCAGGGAUCAUGCCGAUUCAGAACGUCGAACAGAUCAAGCGCUUCACCAGCAUGUGUGGCGCAUCGAUUCCCGAGCCGCUGAUGAAGGCGCUCGAGAAGCGUGCCGAUCAGCCGGAGCGUGUCCACGAACUCGGUGUCGCGCACGCAACGAUUCAGUGCCUCGGCCUGCUUCAGGGCGGUGCACCGGGCAUUCAUUUCUACACCCUCAACAAAUCGACGGCGACGCGGGAAAUUCUCACCGCGAUUCGUACGAGCGCGCGUAUCUAA
This is a messenger RNA of Nerophis lumbriciformis (worm pipefish), 861 nucleotides long. NCBI's taxonomy places the organism in Eukaryota, Metazoa, Chordata, Actinopteri, Syngnathiformes, Syngnathidae. The record is from RefSeq and is a predicted model, not a curated record.